Pogoniulus pusillus (Red-fronted tinkerbird) is the source of this 3194-nucleotide messenger RNA. It is a transcript of the gene ELL, whose product is annotated as elongation factor for RNA polymerase II. Lineage: Eukaryota; Metazoa; Chordata; Aves; Piciformes; Lybiidae. Gene Ontology annotation, cellular component: transcription elongation factor complex. The record is from RefSeq and is a predicted model, not a curated record. Gene Ontology annotation, biological process: positive regulation of transcription elongation by RNA polymerase II; snRNA transcription by RNA polymerase II; transcription elongation by RNA polymerase II. Bases 38 to 1870 code for a protein of 610 amino acids. Gene Ontology annotation, molecular function: cis-regulatory region sequence-specific DNA binding. The transcript is spliced from 12 exons.
CCGGCGGCCCAGGCGCGGAGGGGGAGACGGUCCCAAGAUGGCGGCGCUGCAGGCGGAGCGCGGGUACGGGCUGUCCUGCGGCCGCCUCGGCCGCGGCACCCGCGUCUCCGUCUUCCACGUCAAGCUCACGGAGAGCGCCCUGCGCGCCUUCGAGAGCUACCAGGCCUGUAAGGAUGCUGUGACAUCAAAGCCAGUAAUCCAGUUUCAAGGAAGCCAAGGGCACAUCACCAUCCCCAGGCCUGACCGACCCACUGAAGUGAGGACCUUCACCUUCUACCUGUCCAACAUCGGCAAGGACAGUCCCCAGGGCAGCUUCGACUGCAUCCAGCAGUAUGUGUCCAGCAAUGGCAACAUCCACUUGGAUUGCUUGGGGAGCAUCCAGGACAAGAUCACAGUGUGUGCCACGGACGACUCCUACCAGAAGGCGAGGCAGAGCAUGGCGCAGGCGGAGGAGGAGACGCGCAGCCGCAGCGCCAUCGUCAUCAAACCCGGGGGCAGAUACGUGGGCAAAAAGGUUCAGGUGCGGAAGCCUGCACCAGGAGCUUCCGAUGCUGUUCCCUCCAGGAAGCGCCCAACGCCAGUCAACCUUGCCAGUGCAAUAAAGAGAGGCAAUAGUGCCAUAUCCCAGAGACCCUUCAAAGAUAGGGUUGUGCACUUACUGGCACUAAAGCCUUAUAAGAAACCUGAGCUUAUUCUCAGACUGCAGAAGGAUGGACUUACUCAGCAGGACAAGGAUUUGCUGGACAACCUUCUGCAGCAGGUGGCAAAUCUGAGUGCCAAGGACAGCACUUUCACCCUGAAAGACUGUGUCUACAAAGAGGUGCAGAAGGACUGGCCUGGCUACUCGGAGGGGGACCAGCAGCUGCUGAAGAGGAUCCUCGUCCGGAAGCUCUGCCAGCCCCAGAACAGCAGCGGUUUCCAAGGAGAAGCUCCUCCUUCCCUGAGCCCACCAAAAGACAACCUGAACUCCAGCUCUCCUCCUCAGAAACGAUCCCAACCUCUGGAGUUUAUCGAUCCCUUGGCCAACAAAAAGCCCAGGAUCUCGCAUCUGGCUCACAGAACCCAACCCACGUUCAACGGGAAGCUGAACUCCUCCAACGGGAAGGACGCCCCCGCCCCGGCCGUGCCGCCGCCGCUCCCGGAGUCCGUCGGCUCCAGCUCCAGCCUGCCGGUGCUGGAGCUGCCGAGGCCUCACGAUCCCCUUGCAGAUGUCAGCAACGACCUGACUCACAACGGCAGAGACUGUGAGAACCCGGAGGCUGCUGACAGACUGACUCAUCCCUUGCCAACAGACUGUCCCCAGACGAGCAAACACAACUGCAGCUCGUACCUCAAAAGCAAGAAAAAGUCCAAAAAGCACAAAGACAAAGAGAAGGAGAAGAAGGAGAAGAAGAGUGAAGAGAAGUGCAAAGAGGAGAAGCAGGACUGUGAAGUAAUAAAAAAUGCUGACUUACUUAGUGUUCCCCAGGAGCAGGUCACAGGUUUGAAUGGAACAUGCAAUAACUCCACUGUCCCAACAGCAGCUUCAGAAAUGCCAGAUUAUUUAUUGAAGUACGCAGCCAUCUCCUCCUCGGAGCAGCGGCAGAGCUACAAGAACGACUUCAACGCGGAGUACAGCGAGUACCGCGGGCUGCACGCACGCAUCGAGCGCGUCACGCGCCGCUUCACGCAGCUGGACGCACAGCUGCGCCAGCUGCUGCAGGGCUCCGACGAGUACAAGACCAUCCAUGAUCAAAUCCUACAGGAGUACCGGAAAAUUAAAAAGACUAACCCCAACUACAGCCAAGAGAAGAAUCGCUGUGAAUACCUCCACAACAAACUGGCCCACAUCAAAAAACUGAUAGCAGAGUAUGACCAGCAGCAGUUCUAGCUGGCACUGCCCCAGCCUGGGGAGGGCAAAGCAAAACCAACCCAACAGCAACCAGGCAAAGUCACCUGGACGUUACCUUCCCUUUAAUACACCGAGAUCCCUUCAGAGAUGGGAAUUGAUCCUCCUGGGUGAAGAACUUGAGGACCUUGGCUCUGCCCUGGCUGGGUGGCAGUGCCCAGCAUGACCCUCUCCAGCCUCAGCCUCUGGAUCUUGGAAUGUAACAGGAAAAGCAAACCUGCUGGUUGGCAGCCAGCCCUUGACACAGGAGGGAAACUUGCCUGAAGUGACCGAAGCUCCCAAAGGUUGAGAAUCAGUUUUCAUGGAGGCCAGGCUUGGCCUGAGCUGUAACUGGGGCCACUGGGUUACAAAUUGUCCUUCAGAUGGGGAGGAGCUGGAGUGCUGCUAGGUUACCUCCCCUGGCACCUAUGACUGUUCAGAUGCAAGCUGCCUGCUCCACAGCCUGGAGAUCCUCCCCACAGCUCUCCACCAGUCCCCUCACAGCUUUCCACCAGCUCCUUGCUCCUGCUGCUCUCACCCCCAGCUGGCUGUGCCCCCAGGAGGGGACACCCUGUGCAGUGCAGGGCUGGAUCCUCCAUGGCUUGAAAACCCAAAUCCCAAAUCUCUCUUCUUUUUCCUGCUUUGUGAGUCUGGCAGCAGCAGGGGGAGGCUCUGCAGUGGCCUCUCCAGCAGACAGGGUCCCUUCUGCCGGAGCUCCCCUCCUGGGGCUGGGGCAGGCAGCCCUGGCUGGGCUCUGAUCCUAGCUCCUGGCUCAGAUCUGCUCCUGCUACCCAGACAGCUCCUGUGUGCCUCAUCCCUGCUCUCUGCAUCCAAGGCUUAAAGCCAGAAGCAUCUUUCUCCCUAGACCUCUGCCUCCCUCUCUCCUUCCAGGCCCAAAUGUUCCACACCUGUGCCAGUCUCACACCUGCAGAGCUCUUUGGUGCCCACCCAGAGCUCUCCUACCUGUGCUGCCCUGGGCGGGGGGGGAAUGGGGGUAGGUCAGGCUGACUUUUUUUUUUUGUCUUCCUGGGUUUAUUUUCCUUUUGGUCUUCUUUUAGUGUUUGGGUUUGGGGUUUCUUUUCCCCUUUUCCCUCUUGGUUUUGGUUUGGGGUUUUUUUUGCUGCUUGCUUUCCUCCCCCCCCCCCCCCCACCUCCUGCUUUUGUUUUGUUUGGGUUUAUUUUUCCCCCCCUACUGUUGUUGGGAGUUUUCCUCCUGCUUUAGUUGGGUUGGGUUUGUUGGUUUGUUUAUUUUGGGUGUUUCCUCUUUUCCCCUCCCCCCCCCCCUUUUUUUUUCCCCUUGGUUAAUUUAUUUUGCUGUUAGCUUUGG